Exophiala spinifera is the source of this 210-nucleotide messenger RNA. RefSeq lists its product as uncharacterized. The transcript has a single exon. Lineage: Eukaryota; Fungi; Ascomycota; Eurotiomycetes; Chaetothyriales; Herpotrichiellaceae. The record is from RefSeq and is a predicted model, not a curated record. Bases 1 to 210 code for a protein of 69 amino acids.
AUGCAAUUCAAAAAGUACAUCCCCGACUUCCUCCUGCCAACGGACGAGCCCGCGGCGCCGCCUAGGAUCUACGACAUCCCGCUGUCCCACAAGGCCCAGCCGGGCGCCGAGCAAGCCGUCGACGAGCACAGACGGAGCAGCGCCGGCUCUUCGGAACAAGGACAAGCACGCAGGACGAGUUGGCACCCCGGAAUGAUCUUCGGACGGUAA